Hipposideros armiger (great roundleaf bat) is the source of this 5135-nucleotide messenger RNA. It is a transcript of the gene SFXN5, whose product is annotated as sideroflexin 5. Gene Ontology annotation, cellular component: mitochondrial inner membrane. NCBI's taxonomy places the organism in Eukaryota, Metazoa, Chordata, Mammalia, Chiroptera, Hipposideridae. The record is from RefSeq and is a predicted model, not a curated record. Gene Ontology annotation, biological process: citrate transport; monoatomic ion transport; mitochondrial transmembrane transport. The transcript is spliced from 14 exons. Gene Ontology annotation, molecular function: monoatomic ion transmembrane transporter activity; citrate transmembrane transporter activity. The coding region runs from base 1054 to 2076 and encodes 340 amino acids.
UACAAUCAGCAAUACUCGCCCCUUACCUAAAGUCCUUAUAGUGCUUGAUAAACACUGCCGAACCCCCCUCCCAGUUCUCUUACUGCCUGGGAAUUAGGCCUCUGAGGGAUCUUCCUUGGUUGGCCAAAGGAAGUGGAGGCUGCCAAGGCUAUCCUAAGCCCCUGCUGUUUAACGCCCUCAGCCAACAAACAUUUUGAAUCCUUGCUGUGAGCCCUCCCAUGCCUGGCACUAAGGAUUUAGCAGUGAAUCCGAAAGUCACAACUCCUGCCCUGUGGACCUUAACAGUGGGAAAGACAUAGUCAAAACCAUAAAUAAUUAUAAAUGCACGGACUGAAAAAGAGAAGUGCUGGGAGCUAUAGGAGCAUGUAGUGGAUUUUGUGGAAGUAGGACAAUGGAUUGGGAAAUGCAAUGUUUAGACUCAGGCCAUAAAGAGAGCUAGGGUCAGGCGAAGAUAAAAAGUUGAAGUGUCUUCUGGGUACAGAAAUGUUCAAGUGUCGGGGGCGGGGAGCUCCCAGCAUGCUCCAGGUACUGAGAGUCCCGGUGGCUGGAGAGCACAAGGCGAAAGGCAGGGUGGCGACAGACGAAACUGCAUGAAUUGCGCAGUGCAACUCCCUGCAGAAAGCCUUAGGAGAUUAACCCUACUCCUCCUGGAGUCCUUGCCCGUCAUGUCCCGGGUUGGAGUCGCUUGAGAAGGGCUCUUCUCCUGGGCUGCAGCUCCAGGAGCGACGCCCACCGCAGUAACUCAAACUUCUAGGGGCAGGUAACCAGCGAGGGGUCGCCCCGUGGCCCCCUGUCGGGACCUCAGAGUCCUACACGCAAACUCUUCCCGGACUGCCGACCCCUGCAAAACAGCGGCAACCGAAUCCCGAUCUGAGUCCGCGCAACUCUGCAGUCCAGGGUUGUCGAGCGUUGUGACGAGGAAAACUACACCUCCCAGAAACCCUUGCGCCUCCGGCUCGCUGCGGUUGCUUAUGGCCAAUCGGGAGAGGCAGCUGUGGCGGGGGCCGAGGAGGGACAUUUUAAAAGGGCCGGAGAUUGCGGGCGUCAGUGGCCAUGGCGGAUACAGCGACUACAGCAUCGGCGGCAGCGGCAAGUGCUGCUAGCACCUCGACCGAUGCACCUCCUUUCCAGCUGGGCAAACCCCGUUUCCAGCAGACAUCCUUCUAUGGUCGCUUCAGGCACUUCUUGGAUAUCAUUGACCCUCGCACACUCUUCGUCACUGAGAGACGUCUCAGAGAGGCUGUACAGCUGCUGGAGGACUACAAGCAUGGGACCCUACACCCAGGAGUCACCAAUGAACAGCUCUGGAGUGCACAGAAAAUCAAGCAGGCUAUUCUACACCCGGACACCAAUGAGAAGAUCUUCAUGCCCUUUAGAAUGUCAGGUUACAUUCCUUUUGGGACACCAAUUGUGGUCGGUCUUCUCUUGCCCAACCAGACCCUGGCGUCCACUGUCUUCUGGCAGUGGCUGAACCAGAGCCACAACGCCUGUGUCAACUAUGCAAACCGAAAUGCUACCAAGCCUUCACCUGCAUCCAAGUUCAUCCAGGGCUACCUAGGAGCUGUCAUCAGUGCUGUCUCCAUCGCUGUGGGCCUUAAUGUCCUGGUUCAGAAAGCCAACAAGUUCACCCCAGCCACCCGCCUACUUGUCCAGAGAUUUGUGCCCUUCCCUGCCGUAGCCAGCGCCAACAUCUGCAACGUGGUCCUGAUGCGGUACGGGGAGCUAGAGGAGGGGAUCGAUGUCCUGGAUGCUGAUGGCAACCUCGUGGGCUCCUCCAGGAUCGCAGCCAGACAUGCCCUGCUGGAGACGGCGCUGACGCGAGUGGUCCUUCCCAUGCCCAUCCUGGUGCUCCCUCCAAUCGUCAUGUCCAUGCUGGAGAAGACGGCUCUCCUGCAGGCGCGGCCCCGGCUGCUUCUCCCUGUCCAAAGCCUCGUGUGCCUGGCAGCUUUUGGCCUGGCCCUGCCGCUGGCCAUCAGCCUUUUCCCACAGAUGUCAGAGAUCGAAACAUCCCAGUUAGAGCCUGAGAUUGCCCGGGCCACGAGCAGCCGGACAGUGGUGUACAACAAGGGGCUGUGAGUGGUGGCCAGCUGGCCUGGGGAUGCGGCCUUGUCCAGGCCAGGGGUGUGGGGGCAGGGAAGGGGUAUUAUGGGCUGUACCUGCAGGGAGGGGCAAGCAGCUGACCCCACCAGUCCUGGGCCACCUGGGGUGGGGGGAACCUCCAUCCACAGUGGUAGGGAGACUAAUCUAUUCACACGUUAACAUAAGGGAGAGGAAUUCUGACACAUUUCCUAUAAAAAAUAAUCAAGUGCAUUUCUGGGCCUUACGUGGGGUUAUCAAAACUCUACUCAGCACAAUUAUGUGUGAAGCUGAAAAAUUGUAGAGUGCCCACGGGGUAGAAUUAGGAUCCUUUUAUACUUUGUUUUUUUAUUUUUAUUUUUUAUCAGAACCAAGCCUUGGUUGCAGCUGCCCAGAUAGGCUGUUGCUAGCAGGUGGACAGGUGGUGGGAGUUAAGAGUAGUCCUGGGAUCUAGUUGGUAAAGCCAGGUUGGUAGAUUUAAGAUAUUACUGUGGCCAAGACCAAUGUCUCCCCGGGCUGGGCAGGGAUGGGGAGGGGAGGGGAAGCAGUCUACACCUCACAGGAUGAACCAGCUAUAACUAAGGCCUCAGAAGGCGGCCCAGGAAAUCAAGGAGCACCGGAGGCCUCUGGAAGUUUCCAUGGGCAUCUGGCUCUGAGGAUGGCCGGCCUUCACCCAUGCCACACUUGCAGAACCAGUUCCUCUGCAUGAAGCCCAGUGAUACACUGGGGCUGGUGUUACCCCUCAUGGAGCCCUGAUCCAUUUGAGGCCCCUGAGAUGACCCCAGCUCCAGGCAGGAAGCCCCAUGAAGGAACAACGUUAGGCCGGCGCCAUGGGCGUGCGCUCCGGUGCAUUUCUGCACUAUGGAAGAGCCUCCUUCUGGGCGCCAGGCUGGAAGCUGGGCGUUGGGGCUGGAGCUGGGCUGACUGCCGGAGGGAGGCCUCUCCAGCCACCGAGGCUGCCUGUCCCCUCCCACUGAUGCUUGAGUGGAAGGGUCUCGUGCCUGAGAGUUUGGAAGCCAGAUCUCUAGGCACCUGUUUGAGAGGAAGCAUCAACCCAGGAAUGGCAGGUCUCAGCUCUGGCACUAAAGGGCUGUGUGAACUUGGACAAGCCCACUCCCUCCUCUGAGCUUCCACUCUCUGCCCAGAACCAGAGGACUGGAUCAAGAGGUUCUCACCUGCUCUCCCAGCUCGGUCUUGUCUUUGCCUGUCCUGCUUCGAUGCUGGUCAUCCCAGGCACAUCCCAACGUGGACGCUGGGCUGGGAAAGGGGCAGGCCCCCAUGGAAAUGACCAGCAGUUGGCCUCAGAACCCGGACCUUGCCCUUAUGUGUGUGACCCCACACCCUGGGAGCACCUGAUCUUGGCCAAACACUUAACAGUUCUGAAAGAGGAGGGAGUGUGGACGCCUGGGCCUGAGUAGGGGGCCACCCCCGCAUGCCGCCUCUCACCCUGCACUGGCCUCGACACCGCCUGCUGCCAUCUCCUUUCCAUUUGCAAGCCAGGAAAGAAGAGAACUCUUCAGAGCUGGGGGUUAACAGGGUAACCCCCUCAUCGGAAAGGCCCAAAAAGGAGGAAGCAUGGGUCUCAACACACACCUCACCUGUCCCCAACUGGAAGGAGCCCUCAACAUGCAGCCACAGGGCCUCCCCUACCCUGCUGAUUCCAGCUGGGGAGAGACCUGGCUGGAGGUGAAUACAUGCACAUGCAGGAAAAGGCCAGCAGGGCAGCUCUCACUGUCCUUAGGGUGGGGGAGUUGUGGUGAGGUGGGUGUCCACAGGCAUCGACACCAUGCAUCCCCCCAGAAGCCCCUGCUGCCAUCACCCCCUAGCCAGGCCCUAAUGCCUCCCAGCUAGUUAUGCAGGCUGCUGCCCUGAGGGCCCUCCACUCUCCCAAGAGGCAGCCAACCCACUGCCCAUCAGGAAGGAGAGCAGGCAGAGAUAAGCAUAGAAGACAAAACAGAGGGAAGGGGUGCCAUGAUGUUGGAGGGACUGGUGUUUUUUAGCUACUCCUGCCCUAAAAUGAGUGUGCCAGUGACAGGGGCUGGGCAUGUCUGGGUCCUCUUUUACAAAGUUCACUUCGAGCUCACUCUAUCCCUCCUCUCAUUGGGUCUUAUUCUUGUGCACUUUACCUUGGGACCAAAACUACCCACCCAAGCUCCACUCCCACCCCCUCGAAAGGCCUGGCAGAGAUUGGGUCUCUCCAACUCCCCCUCUAUGCUGGCUGCCCCAGCCCAGCCCCAGCUCUGUGGCCUCUUCAUCUCAUAACCUACUUACUUUGUCUCCUGGAUGAUUUCUGGUCAUGCUCCCAAAUGCAAUUUCAGGUGAGCUAAGGGGUGGUAGUGGCAAAGGAUCUUUAUAGCUCAGGUGGUGGUGACAGAGAUUCAGCAGGCCAUGCUGCAAAGCCCUGGUCUGGCUGUGGAAAACACCAUGAAGGGAAACUUUCAGCCAACUUCCAUCCUCCACUCUGCUGAGGCCAGAAGAAGGGAGGCCUCAUGGGAAGAUUGUUUCUUGACAGGGGAGGAGGCCGAGCCAGAACCCACAGUCAGGGUGGGGCUGGCUAGCCCAGCUGUGCCAGAAUACAGGGCAUGCCUGCAACUGGUUCUCCAAUCCUGGUGUAGCUGCCUGACUCUCCGCUAACCAUUUCAGACAUUUCCAAAGGCUUGGGGAUGCCCUUCUCCCAUUUCCAGACAACAAUCUGAGUGCAGGGACCAAAAGCCCAAGAUGUCAAGAUGGCUGCCGAGUCAAGAUGCCCAACAGACCCCUUUCCACUUCCUGAUUGUGUGUGUGUGUGUGUGGGGGGGGGUAAGGUGGUGGGGGGGGCGGGCUGUUUCCUCUCCUGGGGCUCCAGCCUAGCAGAAGGGUGGUGUCCUGAGAGGAGAAUCCAAAGGACAGAAAUAAGGUGGUUUUCCAGCCCUGGGCCAGUAUGAAUGAGGCACCAGUACACAUGCCUUGGUCAUAUCCAGGUUACAUUGCAGUGUCUUUUUAACCUCAGAAAAUGUAUCAGUCUCUGUGAUUUAUGUAAUACUAAUGAACUGUGGGCAAUAAAUGAUGGAUUUACAGCA